AUGGCAGAGCCCGCGCACUCCCCACUGUUCGAGAAAGCAAUCACCGUGACCCCGAUCGGUCCGAAUACCUACUCCGCAUGUCUUGACCCGGCAUGUAUUUUCCAUCGAACCGCGGCUGUUCACUUCGCUCGCCAAACAAGCAAGGCCGAACCGAUCGGUCUGCAACUGUCGUUCCUGCGACGGACACUCGCCGGCCCCGCCAUCUUGACCGUCCAGGAAGUCAAAAUCGGGACGAGGAUCAGCACGAUCCACGUAUCCCUCUCGCAACCCCGCGAGAGCCCUCGUCUUUCGGCAGCAACCCCACAUGCGCCGCAGGACAGGAAGGACAAAGAGCAGGCGCUCGAGGUGAAGGUGGUCGGAUACAUCACCGUGAGUCCGCCAGAGUACGAAGCGGGUCCAGCUGUGACCGGCCACUGCGCGGCUGCGCUCUCUCCGCCCGUGGUUGACUUCCGCGCCUUAGGGGAGAACGGAGGGGUCGGUGCAUGGGUGCGCAACCAGUCCCCUCCACCGGGUCUGUUUGCAGCCGGACAUGCGGAGCUCUUCUUCCCGGUAUCCACCCUCACGGCAGCCAAGACACUCGAGGAUCAGGUGAAGGGGGUGGUGGAGCAAUGGGCGCGCUUCACCCCGGGAGGACAACCCGCUCGCUGGUCGAAUGAAGCGGUAUUGUACUUGGCGGACAUGUUCCCUCCUGCAUUGAACCGGAUGGGUGCGAUGGAGGUGCAGAGGCUGAAGCAGAUCGGUGCGCUUUCCGCACCGGCUGAGGCUGGACCCUUCUGGUAUCCCUCGGCCACUUUGAAUGUGGAUUUGAAGACCCGGCUUCCGGAAGAGGGGGUCGAGUGGCUGCAGUCGCAUGUGGUGACGCGGAUGCUCCGGGGUAGCCGGGCGGACUUGGAGGUGGUCAUCCUCAAUGAACAAGGGGAGCUGGUGGCGACGAGUACGCAGGUGGCCUUGGUGGUCGAUGCAGCGAGAAAUCUGAAGGGCAGGGAAGCAUCGGAAAAGUUAUAG
Messenger RNA from Aspergillus japonicus CBS 114.51, 1005 nucleotides. Its product is annotated as thioesterase family protein. NCBI's taxonomy places the organism in Eukaryota, Fungi, Ascomycota, Eurotiomycetes, Eurotiales, Aspergillaceae. Bases 1 to 1005 code for a protein of 334 amino acids. The transcript is spliced from 2 exons. The record is from RefSeq and is a predicted model, not a curated record.